AUGUCGUCAGUCAGUGAGAGGACCGUUCCAAUCCCUUUGAUCACAAGAAACCGGACGAUGAAGAAUGCGAAUCCACAACCCCACGUUCGCAAAAGAAGUCGAGGAGAGCAUGUUGCCAGAUGGAGGAGGAGGUUGGUAGGCGUGCGAGGCGUGGUAGGUAGCGUUUCACACGAAAGCAAAGAGCAUGGUCCCCGUAAGUACAUAUGA
Botrytis fragariae is the source of this 207-nucleotide messenger RNA. RefSeq lists its product as uncharacterized. The record is from RefSeq and is a predicted model, not a curated record. Lineage: Eukaryota; Fungi; Ascomycota; Leotiomycetes; Helotiales; Sclerotiniaceae. The transcript has 2 exons. Bases 1 to 207 code for a protein of 68 amino acids.